Folsomia candida is the source of this 1210-nucleotide messenger RNA. RefSeq lists its product as uncharacterized. Bases 307 to 1101 code for a protein of 264 amino acids. The record is from RefSeq and is a predicted model, not a curated record. The transcript has 5 exons. NCBI's taxonomy places the organism in Eukaryota, Metazoa, Arthropoda, Collembola, Entomobryomorpha, Isotomidae.
AACAAAACAUCUGCGAGACAACCAGUACGUCAUAAUCGUACUACGACAUAAAAAAAAUGCGUACGUGCUACAAAACAUAUUUUGAACUCUAUUUUAAGGUUUAAAAACAUCUCAAUUCGGUAAAUACAGAGAGAUCGGAUCUAUUAAAAUCCAAUUCAACUUAAAUUCUCCAGAUCCAUCCGGGUCGGGUUAUCUGCCAUGGAUUACCAAAAAAAUGGAUAUCCAUUUUACCUCUAUAGCAAAUACAGGAACAAAUAAUUUACUCUUUUAAUCACCAACAAACGAAAGAAUUAGUUGCCUGCAAAAAUGGCUUCCCAAAAUACUUCUUUAAUUAAUCUCAACAACUCUGCCGGCUCGAGGACUCAAAGUAAAUUUAAAUACUCAAAGUGGUACAAGAUUAUUGUGAAAUUGGAAAUGGUAUUCGCCUUCAUACAUAUCAUGGCUGGAAUAAGUGCAUUCAAAGAUAAUGACAAAUCCAAUAAAAAGUUAAUUAAACGAAUAGAACAGGAAUACGCCGAUUUACCCAAUAUCACUCAUAUCAACAUAACUAUGGUAGGUGGUUCAAUUCUCAUGGUCCCAAUUAGCAAAGACUUCGACCCCUUAGGAUACAGAUCGUCGACGACCGGAGAUAUUAUCCCUGGUCGCGACUUUCUCCGGAAGUUACGUGGUCUGCCAUGCUCACAACAGAUCCCAACGUGCGUUAUGUACGUUAUGGUUGGAAUUUACAUAUGCCUGACUGCAUCAAGCAUACCUGCUGGAUAUUUCGUGCUCACCAGAGCACUCAAUCUUGUACCUGAAGUAAAUAAGUAUUUGCUCAUAAUUUAUGUAACAGAGGAAUCAAAUCAUACUCAACUCCGUGAUGCGGCAUAUUCAUGCCUUUUAUUUGGAACUAUUUACCUUCUAACCUUGCUAUCUUGUGCAUCUCUGUUCGGUAUGGAUUACAUGUUUCCUACGACGCCAAGCAAAGUUCCAUGGGCAAAACCUAUACCGUUCUAUCUGGUUGGAAUUUUUGUCGGAUUUCACCUUGCCUAUGAGGCAGGGAUACAUUACAAGAAACUGGCCAAGAAUGAUAUUGAACUUACCAAUUUAAGGGUGGAUUAAAGAAUGAAUUUGUUCAUGGGGGAUAGAAUUGUUCAUAAGAAUAUAUGUAAAUGAACGUUGGAAGUAAUUUGCCCUGUAAUAAAUAAUAAUUCAAAUACGUUAAUAAUUU